UACCCAAGAUUCUUCAUGGUGUCAAGCCUGAAGUUUGCUUAAUUGUGUUUGACCCACCAGGAACUGGCAAUUUGAAAGUGUCACUUCAUGAAAUACCUUCAGGCACUGUUCUUGCAGAGACUUUUGACGUAAUUACUCCAGAUGGUGGUCUGUUACUUUCUUGUUCUCACCUGCCUGUUAAUAAUGUUAACGUUAAACUGGCUGAGCUUCAAGUACAAGUUGACUUCCCCUCAAAUCCACAUUUUGAGAUUAACGAAAAAAGAGAAGUACAGAUUUCUUCUGCAGGAGUACUUACCUUUAUUGAAACUGACAAGUCAAACUAUUCACCUGGUGAAAAAGUUUUGGGUGUUGCUGGCAGCGAGGAGGAUGUUGCUACCUUACAAAAGGACAUGGAGCAUUUGAUGAAUGUUCAAGUUGAAGAUCCUGAAGGGACGAAAAUAGUAGAAUGGUUAAAUGUAACAACAAGAAAAGCUCCCACAAAAUUUUAUGUUGUUGCUAGUCCUCCUCCUUAUGUGCUGGCAGAUACUGACCAUUUUACAUGGAAGAUUUGUGCCAAGCAUACAUAUGGUCAGAAUGUUGAAGGUACUCUUAAGGCAUUUGUGACCUAUGUGCCAUUUUCUAAAGAAAAAUCUAUUAAUUUACCAUUCCUUAACCAUGAAGGAAAUAUUAAUGGCUGCUUUGAUUUAGUUAUUCAAGAAGAAAUUUUGAAAUGGAAAACUGAGAAAUACUUCUUCCAAACAAUCAUAUUAAAAGCCACUGUUAUUGAGAAACAAACAUAUGUCAUGCAAAGUAUCACUGAAGAACUUAAUCUGGUUGUUGUACCCAUUGAGCUGACUUUUCCAAAUGUGGAUCUGCACUCACCUCAUUUUCAUUUGAGCCUUCCAUAUUUUGGAAAAAUUGAUGUAAAAAAACCUGAUGGAAAACCAGCACCAGCAGAAAUUAUUGAAAUUUGUUAUGAAGCUUAUCAACGGUUUGAUAUGUCAGCACCUAAACAUUGCAAGAAUUUCUCUUCAGAACUUGAUGGAUCAGUAGAAUUUGUUAUACCUGCUCAACCAAAUUUCAUUCAAGGGAUUUAUGUAGAGGCUGUGGCUACCAAGUACCCUAAUGUUGAUUCAAGAGGAAAAAGAGUUCUUUAUCAACCUAUGGAAUCCUUGUACUUGACACCAUGGUACUCUCCCAGUGGCAGCUUUUUGGAGAUUGUUCCUAUUCACAGGAUUCCAGAAUGCCAAGAUAAACUUAAGUUUGAUGUGAUUUACACAACAGAUACUAUUGAACAAGCUCCUGUUAUGUUUGUUCAGGAUGCUGGUUUUUUGGUGAUGGCAGAUCUAACUUUGGAAACUAAACCCUGUAUUAGUUCCGAUGAAUUUUCAUAUCUCGUAGGUAAAAGAAAUAGCUAUAACAAUAGACAUAAGUCAGCUAUGGAAAACCUAAAUACACAUUUUUUCAAAACUCUGUUGUGGGAUUUGGUACAAGUAAAUGGAAAAACUGAAAUUCAUCACAAUGUUCCUAAAGAAACAACUAAGUGGAGUGCAAAUGCUGUCUGUUUGAGUGAUAUCUCUGGCAUUGGAAUUAGUGAAUUCGUCAGUGCUGAAGUUCACAAACCAUUUUAUCUGGGCCUUACUACUCCAUACUCCAUAGUUAGUGGUGAAAGUGUAGAGCUGAAAUCUUUCGUGUACAAUUACUUGCCUGAUUGCCUUCCUUUAACAUUGGUAUUGACAUCAGAAUACUCUGAGCAGUUGAAGGCACAAGGUAAAACUACACAGUCUAUUUGUGUUUGUGGUAAUGAAAGUAAGACAGUCAACUUCAAGGUCAAAGGCCAAACCCCAGGAAAAGCCAUUGUAUCUGUGAAAGCAUUGUCUAACAAAGAUAAAAGUCAGUGUGACAAAACAUCAGUGUCUGACAAACAUUUUGAAGAUAUAGUUUCAAGGAAUAUUCAAAUUGAAACUAAUGUUGAAUCCUUCAACAUUGAUGAACCUAUACCUAGCUUCAACAUUAAGAUUUCUGGUGUUGACACUGGUUUAGGGCAAUGUGAAAAACGUCAUUUGACACUAUGUUUGAGCCGUACAAAUACCACUGCUUCUCCAUCUAUGGUUGUGGCUGAUAUCAAGAUGCCUUCAGGAUUUGUUCCUGACUACAAGAGUUUAAAUGAGCUGGUUGUUAAUAGGAAUUCAUCUCUCUACACUUUUAAAGGAAAAGACAAUCAUGUGGAAAUGUUAUUAGGAGAGAUACAAGCAAGGUCAACUUGUUUCUCCUUUGCUAUAAUACAAGAAAUUAAAGUAACAGGACUGAAAGAAGCUGUUGUAAAUGUUUAUAAUAAAAAUGACAAAGGUGUUCCUGUUAGUUGUCCAAUUUGCCAGAGUUCCUUCCACAGUAGCAUCUAUUACAAAUUGAACUAUUUCAAGUAUGUUCUCGUUGGAGAAAUUCUUUACAAGCCUAGAGAUGAUGAUGGUAGUUUAUGUGGCUCCUUCUCCAUUAUUAAGUUUCUAAAAGGCAACAAGAAAUAUUUCAAAAGAGAAGUCCAUUUCAGAGUUAAGAAUAAUUGCGGAUGUAACCCGAUACAACAUACAAGAGGAAAAUUUAUAUUGAUCACAACCAGUAAAGUUUGGAUUAAGGAGAACUAUUUAUUUACAUCACUUAUGCUCAGCCAAGAUGUAUAUGUAAUAAAUUAUAACAAUUUGGAUGACAUGAAAAAUGCACUUAUAGAGAGUAAUCAUCUCAGUAAAAGUCCAGAUGCUCCGUCUUCCUGUCCAAAUUGUUUAUCUUCUAUUGACAACCAGCUUCAAGAUAUUAUUUCUUCUGUUGACAGUGGUGAUCAGCAGUUUGCUCAGAGGUCAUUUCGAACUUGUACACAGAAAUAUGGAUACAUAGAAAGAGCUAACAGAAUUUCAGAGGGGGGAAGGAUAGUUGGAUGUCAUUUGGGAAAAAUGUCUGUAUGUGCUAUUGUGCAACAAUUAAACAUUCCCAGGUCGACAUUUGGCAAUGUGCUGAAGAAAUGGAAGUCCACAUGUGACAUUGAGCCCAAGAAACGACCAGUUUUAAAAAUUGAAAUCCAGAGAAAUCCAACUGAAGAUAAAGAAAAACUUUCUGGUUCCUUUGUUGUUAUUGACAAGUACACGAGACUCCAAGAUGAUUAUGGAUAUCCUGUUAUCUUCAGUGCUAAGAGAGACUGCUAUUGCGACAAUCUUACACCUGGCACUUUUCUUCUGUUUGCUGGAAAUGAUGCUUGGACAGAAAUGAAUUUCAAAAUGCAGAUGACAGACCAAGUGUACAUUGUAGCUUACAGCAGUACAAAUGAACAUGAGGUUCAAGAAAAGCUGGGGUCAGUCAAUGAUAAUCACAAUCAAAGAAUAGCACCAAAUUUAUAUAUGGAUUGUUCUUCAAAGCCUUUUAUCUGUCCAAAAUGCCAAUCUAGCAUAGACUAUCAUUUGGGGAAGAUAAUUUGUGCCUUCGAUAUCAUUCUCAAGAUUGAUAUCAAGACACUUGCUGGUGCAGGUGAUGAAGACACAUGUGGUCAAUUUGUGGUUACAAAGUUAUUGAAAGGCACAGAGUAUGACAUUGCAUACAACAUCAGAUACAAUGUGAAGAAGGGCUGUUAUUGUGACCAACUUAAAGUCGGUCCAUACAUCUUAUUGAGCAUGAAAGUUCCAUGGAUCAAAACAACAAACCAAGUGUAUCUUAUAAAUUAUAACUCAGGAAAUGAAUAUAAAAUUGAGAAGAAACUACAAUACUGUGACUCUUACCUACCACCAGAAUCAUAUCCACAAAAAUCUUACCCAUAUAGACCAUUGACAUACUGUCCUUCAGUACCUUAUUUUUGUCCAAUCUGCCAACUUCACAUAGAUUAUAAAGUGGAAGGAAUAAUUUGUACCUUCGAUUUCAUUCUCAAGAUUGACAUCAAGUCACUUCCUAGUUCAGCAUAUGGAUACUCAUGUGGAAAGUUUGUAAUUAUCAAAUUCUACAAAGGUAACAAGUAUCACUUUGAAUCUGAGAUUUAUUACAAUGUGAAAAAGAACUGCUACUGUGAUCAACUGAAAGUUGGCCUUUUUAUCUUACUGAGUGUGAGUGACCAUUGGAGUAAAGUUAGCUACAAAUAUGGUGCUGUGAAGUUGACGGACUUACAAUUGAAAAUAAACUAA
This is a messenger RNA of Limulus polyphemus (Atlantic horseshoe crab), 4136 nucleotides long. RefSeq lists its product as uncharacterized. Lineage: Eukaryota; Metazoa; Arthropoda; Merostomata; Xiphosura; Limulidae. The transcript is spliced from 33 exons. The annotation marks the transcript as partial. Gene Ontology annotation, cellular component: extracellular region. Gene Ontology annotation, molecular function: endopeptidase inhibitor activity. The record is from RefSeq and is a predicted model, not a curated record.